Caenorhabditis remanei is the source of this 879-nucleotide messenger RNA. RefSeq lists its product as uncharacterized. Lineage: Eukaryota; Metazoa; Nematoda; Chromadorea; Rhabditida; Rhabditidae. Bases 1 to 879 code for a protein of 292 amino acids. The transcript has 6 exons. The record is from RefSeq and is a predicted model, not a curated record.
AUGUACGACGUCAUUUGGGAACUUGCCAUUGGUGGCAUUGACAGCUCGAUUCAAGGCAAUGGUGGUGAAGAAUGUAUGAGUUAUCUUCCAUCAUGGCAAAGAUUUUUGGAGUCAAUUGUCUUCAUCCCACUCUCAUUCUGGGCAGCCUAUAUGUCGAUUCCACUAGAUUGCUCAUUCACACUACCAGUAAAAAACGUGUCCAGAUAUGUGAUACUCACAGUAUAUAGUCUCAUUUUUGGUGCUGAGCUCGCCUACAAAAUGAUUUCCAGAACAGGAAUAUUUCUACUCAAUCCUUGUCACGUCACAACUACAAUGCAGUUAAUGUUACUCACCAUGGAAGGGACUUCUAAAAAAGCCUGUUUCCUUUUCCGAUUGAUGCUCUAUUUUAUGCCCGGUGCUUGGUUCGCGUUAGCAUUUCCAAUCCUGAACACAAGAAAUUUGCCUGGAGAGGUGUUCAUCUACUAUGCUCAGCAUAUUGCAAUUCUUGUAGUACCAGUGUAUCUCAUGUAUAUACAAGGGGCUUUCGAACCGGAAAAACCGUACGAUUUCGGAUGGACCGUUUUUGGGAUCUCACUCUUCUCACUUUAUCAUUUUGUCAUCCUUCAAUUCGGAGCAAUGAUCACCCGUGUCAAUCUUAACAAUAUCAUGUGUCCUGCUGUUUCUGACCCAUUCCAAUCGCGUGCUUACCGAAUAAUAGCGGUUGGCCAUCAGUGCAUCCUCAUUCCAAUUCUCUCAAAGACAUACUCGGCUAUGUCGCUUGCCACUGUGGAUUUCUACAAAACUGUGUGUGAAACCGCAACGGCCCCAUCGUCGAGGAAACUAUGCGAGCGGAGUGUUGACGAUACAAUCUGUUUGAAACCAGCAAAAUUAAAACUUUAA